ACUGGAGAUCAUGGGUAAGGAGCGAGCGCGACAGCGGGUUAGCGUGAAUAGUAGCGUGUAGGCCCUUGGUGCGGGCGGCCACUCACAGCACCAAGCACAGCUAGACCACCUCCAGCUGCGGCGCGCCGGGGGCCACACACUACUCAGCAGCAUGUUCUCCCUCCUGAACAAAAGAGAAAAUGCCCACUCAGAGGGCAUCUGGGCUUGUGCUUGGGGCCACUUUGUUCCUGAGGACAAAUCAAAGGAAAAAUCCUCUGAAGAAAAAGAUGAAAAUAAAGAAAAUGAAGAUACGCAGAAUGAAGAGGACAAAAAUGUGCCUGAUAUAGAGCAGAAGUAUGUGGUGACAGGCGGGCUGGAUGACCUGGUGAGGGUAUGGCAGUGGGGUGGCGAGGGUGAUGAUGAGUUGGCGCUGCUGCACACCCUGGAGGGGCACUCGCUGGGGGUCAUCUCAGUGGAUGUGAACCCUUCAGGUACCAUUGCAGCCUCCUCCUCCCUGGACUCCACCAUCCGCCUCUGGAAUCUCCACACCGGGGAACAGCUCCAAAGUAUUGACUGUGGCCCGGUGGAGGCAUGGUCUGUGGGGUUCAGUCCUGAGGGGAACCACAUUGCCUCAGGAAACUAUGCAGGGAAAAUCAACAUUUAUGCCACGGAAGGAGGCCACCAUGUUACCACCCUGGACACCCGAGGCCGCUUCACCUACUCCAUUGCCUACAGUCGUGAUGGGAAGUAUGUUGCUAGUGGUGCCAUUGAUGGGUUCAUCAAUGUGUUUGACGUGGAGAGUGGCAAGCUGGUGCACACCCUGGAAGGCCACGCCAUGACCAUCCGCUCCAUCACCUUCUCCCCGGAUUCCCAGCUGCUGCUCACUGCAGCUGACGAUGGACACAUGAAGAUGUAUGAUGUGAAGAGCAGCAACCUGGCAUGUACCCUGUCAGGCCAUGGCUCCUGGGUACUCAGUGUAGACUUCGCACCAGACCAGCAACACUUUGUCUCCUCCUCCUCAGACCACACUGUCAAGGUGUGGGAUUUUGCACAGCGGAACUGUGUCCACACCUUCAAGGAUCAUCAUGACCAGGUGUGGUGUGCCAGGUACAGCCAAGACAGCAGCAAAAUUGUGAGCGUGUCAGAAGACCGGAGUGUCAUAGUGUUCAACUCCCCUGUGUGAAGCGGCAGUGGCAGCCCAGUGGGUGACUGGUACAAGUGCAGAUCGGCUUCCUCCACCUGGCGUAUCUCACUAGUAUUUAUGAUGUUGCUAUUGUUUAAGGUAUGCUUGAUUGUGUGUGUUGUGUGGCUGCUUAUGUGCCAAUGCUGACUGGAACAGUCAUGAACAAUUUACAUUUGUGUGACAAUACCAUGCAGGGAUGACUGAUGAUUAAACAUUGUGUUUGGAUGUGAAAAAUGUGUAGGAUGCUCUCUCUCUCUCUCUCUCUCUCUCUCUCUCUCUCUCUCUCUCUCUCUCUCUCUCUCUCUCUCUCUCUCUCUCUCUCUCUCUCUCUCUCUCUCUCUCUCUCUCUCUCUCUCUCUCUCUCUCUCUCUCUCUCUCUCUCUCUUAUUUUGAUGCCCACCAGAAAUGGGCAUCAUAGAGGUCAGUACAAGGCAAUCCCUUGCACUUCUUACCUCACUUCAUGCCUUAGGUGCCCAGGACUGGUGAGAGUCUUACAGAGGUGCACAUGACUGGUGUGAAUUUUGGGAAAUUCGAAGGUUAGUGGCUGAUUUUGUUUCAUAUUAUCAUGAUUAGACAUUUUUACAAUCCAAAGCCACAAAGUGACAAUCAUGAUGAGUCUGGGCUAAAGGGCAUUACAAGUGAUGGGCUGUUGUGGCUCAUUAAAAAGACCCACUGGAUCAUAACAUGAUUAAUCUUAUAUCUUGAAUGCUAAAGCCUGAUGUCAGUAAACUCUUGGUUACCAUUAUCAUGUAUAGUCAUCUUUGAUCUCGAGUUACACCCAAACCAGUGGUGAAUAUUAAUUAUUUUGUGGCUUAAUGCAGAAAAUGUGGACUUGACAGACAUUAAACUUUUAGAACCUAUGUUGGGAUGUGUUGAGGCUGAGGUAAUCACCUUUCCUUACCUGGGGUUUGGUGAUAUCUGUAUAGAUUAGGUGACAGGAUAUGAAUGGCUUCCAUGUUUUAUUCAAAGACAGGUAAAAUGUUCUAAGAAAAGGCAGUUUCAUAUCUCAUUUUAUUUUCUGUUAUAAUUUCCCAGAGAACCUGCAUGGUACUGCAAAGAUUACUUAAACAUUUAUAAAGAUUGGUAUUAAGGCUGGGUUUUUAUCAUGAGACAAUGGAUUGCUUUACAUGUAUAAUUUCAGUGAUGCACAUUGAUGACAAUGCAGGACACUUAUCACUGUUCAUUCUCUCAAUUCUAUUGAUAGUGAAGCCAGAAUAUUGAUCCACCACUCAAAUUUUCUUGAUUCUAUCCCUAACAAGAAUGCGUCAUAGGGACAAAUCAGCAUAGCUGAGUGUGAUAAAAAAAGUUGAUCAUGAUGACUGAUAAAUUGAUAUUGAUAACCUUAUUGGCAAUAACUGGUAAUAAAUUUAUUGUCUGAUAACCAAUGAAUUGAUAAAUCCAAAAUUUUGAUAUUAGUGAUAAUCUUCAUCUUAGAAAACUUAGGAAAUCUUAGAAAAAACUUCAAAUUUACUGUUUAUCUGGUCUCUUCACUAAUGAAAAGUAGUUUUUUAAGUAAAAUAACUACAUUUGAUUUUGAAAGUUUAAAAACUUGAACAUGUGUAUGUUCCAAAAACUAAAAUGAUCAGUUAUUCCUAGUUUGGAACAAAGUAUUGGCAAUACCGAUGAAUCGAUAACCUGCGAAAAAUAAUUAUCGCAGAACCUGAUAUUGUUAUUGUGAAAACUUAUCGUAAUAAUGCCCAGCUAUGCAAAUGAGGCACUGUUCUUUCCAUGUCAGACUGACAGUCAUAAGUGUUCUGCACUUGGAAAUUCUCAAGUGCACAUAUUAGAAUACCAAUUUGUGAAGCUUUAAUCUUGGGUUCAGCUGGUACAAUAGUUUUUGUUGCAGUAGGUGGACGGUGUGCUGCCCUGCCCUGCCUAGCCUGGCAGGUGAAUGAGAACUUGGAUAUAGUAACAGGCUUCUAUCUUAAAAACAUAUGCACACUAUGUACAGCUAUAUAGUCAUAUACAUAUAUUUAUAUAUGAAUAUAUACAUUAUAUGGCACAGCAGUGACUAAUGUAAUGAUUGAUGAUGUGAGAGGUGUUGAUGUAGCCCCUGGUGUAGGGAAGAUAUGAGUGAAUUCAUUCUAUACUCGCUGCUUACAUCAGUGGUGUCCAGGCAUAAAGAACAAAAUGCUCUGUGUCAUUAAGCAUAUUACAUGGCAUGCUGUUCACUGUUGUGGCCAAGCAAGGCUUACAAAACAUUGUGGUGGUGGUGGUGCAGUGGUACCCAUCACAUGGCACCAAAUUGGUACUCAAACAACCUUGACAAAUUACUAGCUUAAAACCAUAAGAAUGUCACCUCUUACUAUAUUUUUGGAGAACUGUGUCCCACUAAUUGUAAUUCAAAAUUAGUUUUUUGUGAUUCUUUUCAGUUUUGGAGAACUGUGCCCCACUAAUUGUAAUACAAAAUUAGUUUCUUGUGAUUAUUUUAAGUUAUUAGUAUCUCCAUUUAGGGCAGGGAUACUUAAGAACAUUCAUAAAUUAUACUUCAUGCCAUUAUCAAAGUUAGUGCAGUGUAUACAGAAAGGGGAGGUGCCAUACCACCACUACAGAUGGAUGCUGGUUGGCUGGGCAAACAAGUCAUACUGAGCUCAUCUUUUGUGCCCAAUCCCUUAGCCUUAUUAACAUUUGUAUACAGUGCAUAGAUAGGAUGUGCAUUUCCUCUAAUACUGAGACUAUUAAUUAAAAUGAAUAUAUAUCUUAAGUGCUUGACAAUAUUCUGUCAAUAUAAUUGUGAAGAAUAACCUAUUAUGUGAUAUCACCUUGCCACCAACACAGUUUGCAAGUGUUACUCUGUUUGUAAUUCAUAUUACUUAUGUGACGUGUCACAUGAAAUUAUAAAGUCCAAAGCA
This is a messenger RNA of Scylla paramamosain (green mud crab), 4014 nucleotides long. Its product is annotated as superkiller complex protein 8-like. The coding region runs from base 152 to 1162 and encodes 336 amino acids. The record is from RefSeq and is a predicted model, not a curated record. Gene Ontology annotation, cellular component: Cdc73/Paf1 complex. Lineage: Eukaryota; Metazoa; Arthropoda; Malacostraca; Decapoda; Portunidae. Gene Ontology annotation, molecular function: protein binding. The transcript is spliced from 7 exons.